Messenger RNA from Mercenaria mercenaria, 1474 nucleotides. RefSeq names its product zinc finger protein 879-like. The record is from RefSeq and is a predicted model, not a curated record. Bases 335 to 1474 code for a protein of 379 amino acids. Gene Ontology annotation, cellular component: nucleus. The transcript has 2 exons. NCBI's taxonomy places the organism in Eukaryota, Metazoa, Mollusca, Bivalvia, Venerida, Veneridae.
ACCACCAUUUGUAACGAAUAAACCCUUUAUUUGACAACAUAAAUAUUGCCCAUUUUCAACAACCAAGAAAGAUCUGCCUUCUGCAAAAGAUAUCAAAUUGAAUGGAGUUGUCCACAUAUGCUAAAGGACCAUACAGAGAAGAAAAGAAAAAUGCAAAAACAAAGCCGAAGUCAUUAACACAACUAUUAUGUAUUUAUAAAAAUAUUAAGUGUGCUUGCUGAAUUCACAACUUGAAUCUAUGAUUAUAUACAUGUACUUGUAUGCUUCGAAACUGAAGGGCACGCAGAUAAACUCGGACAGGUGUGUCAGUGGUCUGCAUAACAGAAAAUAAAUCAUGGAGUCACAAAAUUCCAGGGAACAGAAGAGUUUAAAACCUGUGGUUGUGUUUCAGUAUAAGUGUGACAUAUGCAAAAUAUAUUAUUUCACUCAUAGAGAAUUAUUGUUAAAACACAAGCGUAUUCAUGAAAGUGAUGAAACUAUCGCGCUCCCAUUUGUGUGUGGAAUAUGCAGUACAUCCUUUUCAAAUAAAGAAAUGUUAGAGACACACAUUCAUUGUCAUGUUCAAACUUUCAAAUCGAGAUACCAGUGCAUCAUAUGCAAGAUCUAUUUUGCAAACUUCAAAGACUUAAAGAAUCACAUGAUUACUCAUGUAAGUAGGCGCCGUGUUCAAUGUAACGUUCCACUAACGACAUACAGUGAUGAAACACAGAAAAUAAUGCCUUUAAAGUGUCCAUUUUGUAUGGAAACGUUUACAUCUUUAUUGAGUUUAAAUAAACAUAUGGUGAUUCAUGCAGAUACUAGACAUAGCAAGUGUAAAGUAUGCAAGAGAUUGUUCACAUGUGCAAGAGAUUUAAAUGAACAUAUGGUGAUUCAUGCUAGUGAAUGGCCUUACAUGUGUGGAAAAUGUAACAAGCCGUUUAAGACAUUUGGCGCUCUAAAGGAGCACCAGCGCAUUCAUUCAGGGGUUAGGCCUUACAUCUGUAAGGCAUGCAGAAAAUCUUUUCGAUCAUCGGUAACUCUGUGGAGACAUAGACGCAUGCAUACUUAUGCACGCCCAUAUUUGUGUGAAAUUUGCCGGAAGUCUUUUACUGGGAAAAAAUAUUUUGAUAUGCACAAGCGAAUUCAUUCUGGGGAGUAUUUAUACAACUGUAAAAUAUGCCAGCGACAUUUCCUGACUUUAUAUCGUUUUAAGAAGCAUGUGCGGUUUCAUACUGGUGAACUCCAAAAUCACUGUGCAGUGUGUAGAAAGUAUUUCAAAUCAUUUGAAGAUUUAAAUGCCCACACAAAAAUUCAUUUAAGUGGACAUCUUUGUGAAAUCUGUGGAAUACUGAUCAAAGACGAAGCAGCUUUAAGCAACCACAUACAAAUUCAUACAUGUAUUCGACCACAUGGCUGUGAAAUAUGUGGACUGUCUUUCAAAAGUGCAGCAGGAUUAAAGGAACAUGUGCAGCACAAUCAUAGAUUGAAACGUUAA